AUGUCUGCCAUCGACAGCUCCUCACCUUCUGUCAUCAUGGACGAAAAGGACCCACCAAGGGGUCCUCUCCUCGAGCGCCGCCAGCAGCUGACGGAUGCGCUGGCUUCAUCGCCGUACGAUUUGAUUCUCUACCUGGAACGAGCCGUGGUCUACUCCCACCUCGCCUAUCCGGAUCUAGCUGCCGCCGAUGCAUAUCGUUCCCUUCUGUUGGCCGACGAGGUUCGCGACGAGAGCUUCGAGUACCACGACCAAGCAAAGGCGACUCUGCAAGGCUACAAGACCACGCCCUGUCCUGAAGUGCUCAAUCAUGGCUCCCUCGUGCAAGACUUUGACCGGCUCGUCGAUGGUGCUGGCGCCGAGGCCGCCGGCGAGUACAAUAUACUGGCAAAUCUCGUCACGGUCCGUUGCUUUCAAAUCCUCUCGCUCAGUCUCCUGCUAUGCGGCUGCCUAAAGAGCGCACUCAGCUUCUGCGAAAGGGGUAUCAACAUGGUGCCCCAUAACAGGGAACUCCGGGAGAUCAAGGGUUAUAUCGAGCAGGUUGCUAGACGAAGGCUGCGGAAAGGCCCCGACGCACCCAUCGAAAUCAACAGCCUACCAGAUCGUGGUGCCGUACGCAGAGAAGUCUAUCCCUGGAACACGCACGAGCCCGAUCGCUUCUCCGAGGACUCCUUAUCCUUUCUGAACGCGCGGCUUUCGCAAAUGGCGCCCAAGUGCGAGGUCAAAGUCUCGGCUCUUCCGGUCCUGCUCGACGGUGAGAGCAAUACGGACGGGUACGACAUUAUCCCAACAUGCAACCAACUUGGCCUCUUCGCAAAGGAAGACAUCGCGCCUGGAGAGACCGUUCUGGAGGAGUAUUCGCUACUUACGGCCAAUAACCGUCAUAAGGAGUCAAACUGCGACGCAUGCGGCACCGAACUUCCGCCCCUAGACAGCAACUCUAAGGCGGUGAGCUGCCCCGAGUGCUACGACACAAUAUUUUGCGACGAGUUCUGCUUCACCAAGGCCCAGGAGCAGUACCACCCUGCAGUCUGCGAUAAGGAUGUCGACUCCAUCGCAAAGGACCCCGAUGCCGGCGACAUUGACCAAUCCCUUUAUCUCUUGCUCCUGGCACGCCUCCUUGCCAUGUCGACACAUCAAGGGAUUCAUCCCCUAGAAGUAGAUGAGAUCAAGUACAUCUGGGGCGACUUUGUGGACAGCAGUUCAAACGACGUGGACGGCUCCAUCACGGACGAGCCGCCACCCGAGUGGACGCUCCCUUUCUCGUUCAAGUACAACAUCGAGAUACCGCUGCACAUACUCGAAAAGAUGGACAUUGACAUCUUCGCCACCCUUGACAAGCACGACCUUUGGGUCUUCAACACGGCCUACGCCAAGUUCCGCGGUACCGCCUCGGCGAGGAAGAACCCGCGCGACCAACGCCCAGACGUCGCCGCCGUGCACCCUUUCUGGUGCCUGGCCAACCACGACUGCAAUCCCAACGUCACUUGGGAGUGGGGCGGGCGUAUGGUGCUGUGGGCGCGCGAGACGAGGGUCGUGGGGAAUCAGCCGGGCGGGAUCAAAGCCGGGGAGGAGGUUCUCAAUCAUUACUGUGAUGUGAACCUGCCGGUUCAGCAGCGGAGGGAAUGGGCUCUGGGCAGUCUGGGUGGGUGGUGCAUGUGUAAGCGGUGUCGGGACGAGGCGGGGAGGGCUGCGAAUGGAGUCAAGGGGGAUGGGCCUCCUUCUUGA
Messenger RNA from Parathielavia appendiculata, 1725 nucleotides. RefSeq lists its product as uncharacterized. The record is from RefSeq and is a predicted model, not a curated record. Gene Ontology annotation, molecular function: protein binding. The coding region runs from base 1 to 1725 and encodes 574 amino acids. The transcript is spliced from 2 exons. Lineage: Eukaryota; Fungi; Ascomycota; Sordariomycetes; Sordariales; Chaetomiaceae. Gene Ontology annotation, cellular component: nucleus.